Molecule: messenger RNA, 994 nt
Organism: Bactrocera tryoni
Lineage: Eukaryota; Metazoa; Arthropoda; Insecta; Diptera; Tephritidae
Product: PSME3-interacting protein-like
Exons: 4
Coding region: 105-851 (248 amino acids)
Cellular component (GO): nucleus
Source: RefSeq, a predicted model, not a curated record
UACGUCAAAUAAUCUUUUGAUAUUUCUUGCAUGUUUGCAAUAAAGUGAUCUUUAUAAAAUCUGCUGCGAACAUUUAAUUUGAUAAUAAAAUUACUGCAUGGACCAUGAGUUCGGGUUUUGUGACAGAAUCUGAAGCGGUAGAAGCACGCAAACGACGCCAAGAGGAAUGGGAAAAAGUUCGCACGCCAGACCAGCCUUUGGAACGUCCUGAGGAACCAUAUGACGGGCGUUCACUUUUCGAGCGCUUAAAGGAACAGAAAAUGAAAAAAGACUUGGAAUAUGAGGAAGCUCACAAAUUAAAAAACUUAAUACGUGGUCUAGAUGACGAUGAAGUACAGUUCCUUGAGUUAGUCGACCAAAACAAAAUUGAUGCUGAAAAGAAACAAAUUCAAGAAGAACGAAAGGAACUGCAAGAAUUCCGAGACCGUGUAGCAACGUUACAGGAGGAAACUGCUGAUAAAAAACUUCAGUCGGAAAUUAAAACCGGAAAGCUUGCGAAACUGUCAACAACUACAACUGCCGCAAGACCUUCGCAAAAGUCUUUACUUGGUCUUGGUAUUAAGCGAAAAAAUGGUGAAAUCGCUGGUUCUUCAAAUGCAAAAAUAGGCAAAGAUUCAACUACAACCAACACUACUAAACUUAGCACAUUAACAAGCAUUAAUACAGAUAAAUUUGACAAAGGACAGCUAAAGUGUGUCGCGAUAUUACCAGGCAUUGGACCCUACACUGAGUCCAGUGAUUCUGAACUAAGUAGUGGCAGCGAAGAAGAGCCGGAAAAUGACAUUAGUGCCAAGUACGAUUUGAUGGGACGUAAAAAGCAAAAGAAGAAGAAUUGCCAAGAUGAUGAUUGAUUACAAUAUUUUAGACUUAAGUAGUAAGAGUAUCUUUAAUCUGGUUUAUAUGAUCAAUUGCGUUAUACAUACUUGUGCAAAUUCUAUACCCACUACAAAUUUAUAUUUGCCGUUAUAACAUAUUUAAUGAAUCCACACAUAAA